Messenger RNA from Hippoglossus stenolepis (Pacific halibut), 4972 nucleotides. RefSeq names its product MLX interacting protein. Lineage: Eukaryota; Metazoa; Chordata; Actinopteri; Pleuronectiformes; Pleuronectidae. Gene Ontology annotation, molecular function: DNA-binding transcription factor activity, RNA polymerase II-specific; protein dimerization activity; RNA polymerase II cis-regulatory region sequence-specific DNA binding. Gene Ontology annotation, cellular component: nucleus. Bases 244 to 2823 code for a protein of 859 amino acids. Gene Ontology annotation, biological process: regulation of transcription by RNA polymerase II. The transcript is spliced from 17 exons. The record is from RefSeq and is a predicted model, not a curated record.
ACGGACAGGAACAGUCAGCUGGUUCCUGAGACCCUCCGCAGCACAACAAGUGAGCUGGAGCACUAAUGUCUGACAGAGGAGUUUAAGCAUGAGGAGACCGGACCGGGACUCCACGACACGGCCGCAAGUUGACGGACCUUGAAUGAAGAGUCCGCCGCCUCGUUGUCACACCUCAUGAACGGAAUAGUUGCAUUGUCCUAGCUCGCUGGCUAACGUUAGCUAUUUGUCUGGAGAGUUGCCGACAUGGCCACUGUGUCUCCGCGGCAGAAAUACCGUCGCCCGCCGGCGAAGCAGGGGCAGGACGACGACUCGGACCUGGAGGAGACCCACCCGGGGCUGCGGAGGACGGACGGACUGGAGACCCAGAUCAUCCACAGCGGACACUUCAUGGUGUCGUCGCCCCACAUCGAACACCCGCCGAAGAAAGGCUACGACUUCGACACGGUCAACAAACAGACCUGUCAGACGUAUCACUUCGGGAAGGCGAGCACGUCGCACUUCUCCAUAGACGCGUCUCUCACCAAGCUGUUCGAGUGCAUGACCCUGGCCUACAGUGGUAAGUUGGUUUCUCCCAAGUGGAAGAACUUCAAAGGUCUAAAGCUGCUGUGGAGAGACAAGAUCCGCCUCAACAACGCCAUAUGGAGAGCCUGGUAUAUGCAGUAUGUGGAGAAGAGGGAUAAUCCUGUUUGUCACUUUGUGACUCCCCUGGAUGGAAGUAUGGAACUGGAUGUCCAUCGUCCUGCAGAGGCCAAUGCCACAGAAGGGAAGUGUUGGAAAAGAAGAAUUGAAAUUGUGAUAAGAGAGUAUCACAAGUGGAGGACAUACUUCAAGAAAAGGUUGCAGAAGCACAAGGAUGAUGACCUCUCAAGCUUGCUCAAGGGGCCAGAGGAGCAGUUAUCGCUGUUUGGGGAAGUCUCUCCAGACAUGCUCCGUGUCUCCUUUUAUCAGGAUGAAGAGGCCUUUGCACGCCGCGUGCCUCGUAAGCACAUGGACACACCUGCGCCCAUGGAGAUGGACACCCUCUUUGACAUGGAUGUUCUGAUGUCUGAGUUUUCGGACACGUUGUUCUCUACGUUGGCCUCGCACCAGCCCCUAGCCUGGCCCAAUCCAAGGGAGAUCGCCCAUGCAGGGAACGCAGACAUGAUCCAACCGGGACUGAUCCCCUUACAGCCCAACCUAGACUUCAUGGACUCAUUCGAUCCACUGCAAGACUUAUUUCACAGCCUCCGUCAGCCCGUCUUCCCCUCUGUUUCCCUCACUGCAUCAUCUGUUACCCCUCUAUCCAGCAGCAGUUCUCAGUCACAGGCCCAGUUAAUGUCCUCCAUGCAGCUCGCAACCAACAACAUCUCCCCUCCUGGCCCCCUGCCCCUCCCCUCUCCCAUGGUUAGUCAAACCAGUCGACCAGGUGGUUGUGGCGGUGAUGCUACCUACGUUCAAAACUACAUGCCCCUGUUUCCUGGGCAGGUGGAGCCCAGCGAUCAAGCAGUAGUUUCUUCCGUCUCUCAGCAAUUAUCCCAUGAUCCUCUGUCACAGUGCCUACCAGGUCAGGGCAUGGCCUCAGAGCAGCCCAUGGUCCCCUCACACUUGGACAACACCUCUGUGCUGGAUGAGGCUGUGUCACCCUCUGUGAUCACACACAUAGCCUCCUCUGUUGUCACGCCCAGCGACGGAGCCUCCACCAUCAGCCACGGCUCAGAGUAUGGCUCCAUAUCCACACAACCUCCACCUCCUCCGUCCCAGCUCCAGCCGUUGGCUCCAUUGCCUGCCACUCCUGGUCAGCACCCUCAGACUUUUGCCCUGCCUCGCCCCUUUCAGUCAUCCAGUGCCAACAAAGUCCGCCCUGUGCAAAGGAUUGCUCCGGCCAACACCCUCCCCCCUCCCCACCUCGUCUUCACAGCCCCUUACUCAGGUCAUGCCAAUGCUGUAAUUGUCACACCAAGCCUGAAAGCAGAUGUGGUCCCUAAUACUGGAGUAGUCAUCGCUUCUUCUCAUCUAGGAGGGCCUCCUGGAUUUCACGUUGUGUCUCAGAUGCAGAAGUCUCCCCAACCGAUUGUUCCCAAACAAAAGUCUUGUUCUUCCACCUCCAAAAAUCAGGAAGCCUCCUCUAGUGCCGUUCACAGUCAGCCAGGACCAGGUCAAGGGACAUCAUGCGUGUUGGAUCAAGUUCCCAGUCCCCAGUCACUUAUCACCAGCAGAACAGGGCUGGUUAAGAACGAACAAAAUCAGAGCCGGAGGACAACACACAUAUCUGCUGAGCAAAAGAGACGAUCAAACAUUAACAUUGGCUUUAAAACACUCUGCAGCCUGGUUCCCACUCUGAAGAUGCAAUCAUAUAUCAGUAAUGCAGUCACAUUGCAGAAGACGGUGGAACAUGUUGGGAAGCUCCAGCAGGAGAGGCAGCAGCUGCAGGAAGAAGUCAGGAGACUACGAGAGGAGAUAGAGGAGCUUGACACGUCCAUUAGCCUUUGUCAGAAGCAGCUGCCUGAAACAGGGGUGCCAGUCAAGCGGCAUCAACUGAGCCACAUGCAGGAAAAGUUCAAUGAAUAUGUGAAGAGCCGCACUCUUCAGAACUGGAAGUUCUGGAUCUUCAGCAUCAUUAUCAAGCCUCUCUUUGAGUCAUUCAAUGAGAUGGUGUCAACUGCAAGCAGAGCAGAGCUGUAUCAGACCACAAUGCAAUGGCUGGAUCGUCACUGUUUGCUUCCGGCUCUCAGACCUAUGGUGCUGAAUACCCUUCGCCAUCUGAGCAAAACUACGUCCAUCCUCAGUGAUCCGUCCCUGUUGCCUGAAAAAGCCAUGCAGGCGGUUACAGAAAGAGAUGUGUAGCUUUCUCUCAGAGGAGGUGAGGUGAGGUGACCUAAACUCCACCUGAACUGUUUCAACAGCAGUCACCGAAGUGGCCCGUCACUACUCUGCCUUAAAGCCGCUCAGCAGCGAGGUCACCACGUCUUCCGCAGAUCCACGACUUCCCGUGAUAAAAGCGGGCCAGGUCUGAAUUACUUUUCCCGGCUCCUGGGAUUGGUUUCUGCAUUUGUUCUGUUGUACAUUGAUUCUUGGGAAUCACUCACACAGGAGCCGUGCUUUCAACAUCACUUUCAUAAACACUGUGGCUUUAAUUACAACUUCUUUCACCUACUUCAGGUGAAGAGCUUCUAAAUACUCUAACGAAAGAUGGUACUUGUGGUUUUGCUUUUUGAACAAUAGUAUAUUUUAAAAUUUGAAUUCUUUUACUAUUUGCAGACAAAGCAUUGUAUUAAAAAGGGAAAUAUUGAGUGAUUAAUUUCUUGCUCUUUCUCAGAUGUAUAGAAAGUAUGUAGAUAUGAUAUGGGAUGUAUUCUUAUAUUUAUUCAAGAGCGUGGUCUUUCACUUUGAGAGCAGGACGUACUGAUUUGACGUUCAAAUUUUGUAAUGCACUGAUGGUAACACACUCACAACGAGGGAUAGACAAUUCCAUAUGUCGACACUGCACGUGGCAUUCUAUUAGAUGGGGAAUUUGACAGACACACAUUCGACACACGAAAAAAUGCAAGUGCAGAGGAGAAAUCCGAGAGCAGACGUCUGAAGCAACAUGAGUGCGAGGAGAAGAGCUGAAGCUGACGCACAUGAAAUCUGAGUGCAACCGCACAGUUUGAGCACAAGCAGAGCAAAUCCAAGCAGGAGCAAUGCAAGCGGUGUGCAGGGUUUUGAGUAACAGCGUAAUAAAAUCUGAACCUGAAAUCAAUACGUCCUGCUCUUAAACUGAAGGCCUCGCUCUUGGGUAUAGACAAUAGGAACAGUUUGUAUUAUAGUUUUUUUUUUGGAGACUCCACACCAGAAUGUAGGGGAUCGCCUGAAACAUCACCAAGCGGAUUACUCGUGGGCUUCUCUUUACCUAAUCAAUACCAAGAGAGAUGAGAUGAUUUUCUCAGGUGAAUGUUGUGUUGCCAGUUAACAGUCGUGGAUGUCUGGUGGUUUUUCCGUCCAUGCUGAACUUCCUCCUUCAUACUUUGCUUGCUCUGCCCAUUUCGAGUGAGACAAAGCAGUCACUUUGAAAACACGGCGUUUCUACUGGGCAGGUCACAGCAUAAUGGAGCAAUAUUACUUAUAGCCCUCAUAGGGAGCAUACGUGAAAUAGCAGUACAGGCUAUAAAUAGACUAUUCGAAUGUUUAGUGUUACAAGAUCCUAUCUGAACGCACAGUAGCUGUCUUUUCUUUCCUUUGUCGGUCACUCAGGGCUUCGCUGGUGAGCGUAUUCAUUUUCCCGUUCAGCUAUCAACAAAUCAAAUCUGUUUCUUUCUCGGCAGGAAGAUGUUUUUCCGUCAGGGUACAUAUCACAUUACAUUUUUUUGGUGUGUAUAGCUACACUCAUUUCUAAUGUCUGUGUUUAUAGCGGUAACAGGAGAAAAAAGACCAGGAAAAUAUACAGCACACUUGAAAAACAAAAGCCAUAUCAAAGCAUUGUUUACCUUCUUAUUUGUCGCAUUGCUGACAUCAUGUUUGACAGAGCACUUUGCUCUGUUAAGAAUCAGACACAGAUUGAGUCAGCGUGUGUGACAUUCACCAGCCUUUAGGUCAAAGUGCCUUUUCCCUGUGAUCUCCUCAGCGCUCCUCAAGGCAGACGUAGACUUUCUGACUUUUCCUUUUCUUUUUCCGCAGAACAACUUAGUUUUCACUCGAGCUUCACCAUAGCAGAAGGCGCCACUUUUAUCAGACGAAUGUGCAGCUUUUAUUUUGUUCUGUCUUUUAUUGCGGAUUCCAGGCGUCUUAUGAUCAGGUUUUCCUUCUCAAGAACAUAAAAAUAAUUUAGCAGCCGUUGUACAGGCGGCUCGGUUUACAGUCACACCGAGGAGGCAGUCGUCACAAUUGCAAACAGUCCAUCAAAUCAUAAAAGGUUAUAUUCACCAACAAUUAUUUAUUACUACUGUAAGAAAACACAAUGCACCUCUGAAUGCAGCUAUGCUUGUCAUGUUUGAAAAUUAAAAUAUUUGUUUUUUGA